CCUAGAAAAUCAAAAACAAGUUUUACUUCAUUUCAUGCAUUUAUAAAAUCUCAAAAUUAUUGGCAUAUAUUAGCUGAGGCAAUGCAAGGCCUAUUUCCUGGCACUAUAAAGACUUUUGGUCUUUCUAUCAUUAUUGCUGACGAGCGACAAAGGCAAACGCGAAAGGCCUCCACAGAAGCUAUUAAUGCUGGGGAUGGGCUUAAUGGCAAAGAAAGCCAUUUACUGCCGAGAAAAAUUUGUUUUGAUGUUAAACGGAUAGAGCCGUCUUCCUAA
This is a messenger RNA of Meloidogyne enterolobii, 273 nucleotides long. The record is from the annotation of a GenBank genome assembly. NCBI's taxonomy places the organism in Eukaryota, Metazoa, Nematoda, Chromadorea, Rhabditida, Meloidogynidae.